AUGCCGGAACAUAUCUCCAUACUAUCUAUUUUUGGCCUUUUAGGUGAGCCUGAAUUUAAAUACAUUGGGAAUAUGCAUGGCAAUGAGGCUGUCGGACGAGAACUCCUCGUUUUCUUGGCCCAGUACCUGUGCAAUGAAUACCAGAAGGGGAACGAGACGAUUGUCAACCUGAUCCACAGUACCCGAAUUCACAUCAUGCCUUCCCUGAACCCCGAUGGCUUUGAGAAGGCAGCGUCUCAGCCUGGUGAGCUCAAGGACUGGUUUGUGGGUCGAAGCAAUGCCCAGGGAAUAGAUCUGAACCGCAACUUUCCAGACCUGGAUAGGAUAGUUUAUAUUAAUGAGAAAGAAGGUGGUCCAAAUAAUCAUCUGUUGAAAAAUCUGAAGAAGAUUGUGGAUCAAAACACAAAGCUUGCUCCUGAAACCAAGGCUGUCAUUCACUGGAUUAUGGAUAUUCCUUUUGUUCUCUCUGCCAAUCUCCACGGAGGAGACCUUGUGGCCAAUUACCCAUACGACGAGACUCGGAGUGGUAGUGCUCAUGAAUACAGCUCCUGCCCAGAUGAUGCCAUUUUCCAAAGCUUGGCUCGAGCAUACUCUUCUUUCAACCCGGCCAUGUCUGACCCCAAUCGGCCACCAUGUCGCAAGAACGAUGAUGACAGCAGCUUUGUAGAUGGGACGACCAAUGGUGGUGCUUGGUACAGUGUACCUGGCGGGAUGCAGGACUUCAAUUACCUCAGCAGCAACUGUUUUGAGAUCACCGUGGAGCUUAGCUGUGAAAAGUUCCCACCUGAAGAGACUCUGAAGCGCUACUGGGAGGAUAACAAAAACUCCCUGAUUAGCUACCUCGAGCAGAUACACCGAGGAGUGAAAGGAUUCGUCCGAGACCUUCAAGGUAACCCAAUUGCCAAUGCAACCAUCUCCGUGGAAGGAAUAGACCAUGACGUUACAUCUGCAAAGGAUGGUGAUUACUGGAGAUUGCUUGUACCCGGAAACUAUAAACUCACAGCCUCAGCUCCAGGCUAUCUGGCGAUAACAAAGAAAGUGGCAGUACCUUACAGUCCUGCUGUUGGGCUUGAUUUUGAACUGGAGUCAUUUUCUGAAAGGAAAGAAGAGGAGAAGGAAGAAUUGAUGGAGUGGUGGAAAAUGAUGUCAGAAAUUUUAAAUUUUUAAAAAGGCUUCUAAUCAGUUGCUUUUAAUCUAUCUAUAUAAUGUAGUCCGAUGUAAUGUGGCCACUUUAUUUUAGAUUUUGUGGAGUUAAUAUUUAAUAUUGACUUAUUUUUUAAUCAUUCAGAUAUUAAUCAAUAUUACUUAAAUAAUUAGACUCUUAGGUAAAAGUAUAAGAAGUUGAUCUA
This is a messenger RNA of Galeopterus variegatus (Sunda flying lemur), 1349 nucleotides long. RefSeq names its product carboxypeptidase E (gene CPE). The record is from RefSeq and is a predicted model, not a curated record. The transcript is spliced from 9 exons. Bases 1 to 1167 code for a protein of 388 amino acids. Gene Ontology annotation, biological process: proteolysis. Lineage: Eukaryota; Metazoa; Chordata; Mammalia; Dermoptera; Cynocephalidae. Gene Ontology annotation, molecular function: metallocarboxypeptidase activity; zinc ion binding.